Cervus elaphus (red deer) is the source of this 7243-nucleotide messenger RNA. It is a transcript of the gene CNTN2, whose product is annotated as contactin 2. Bases 332 to 3454 code for a protein of 1040 amino acids. Gene Ontology annotation, molecular function: cell-cell adhesion mediator activity. The record is from RefSeq and is a predicted model, not a curated record. The transcript has 23 exons. NCBI's taxonomy places the organism in Eukaryota, Metazoa, Chordata, Mammalia, Artiodactyla, Cervidae. Gene Ontology annotation, biological process: brain development; cell-cell adhesion.
GCAAAGGGAGGAGCGCAUCUCGGCGCAGAGAUGCUGCAGUGAACCGGCGGCACACACGCGCGCACACACGCACACGCGCACACGCGCGCCCUCGCCCGCCGCUGCACCAGGACGGCAGCGAGCGCUGGGGCUGAGGGAGCGGAGCGGAGGAGGGCGGCCCGGGGCGGCAGCCCGGCUGGCUCGGCUCCCGGCGUGAGCGGAGACCCCCUUCCCCGGCCAACACCCUCCUUGCAUCCCAGGUGCCUCUCGGCCUCCAGCCGGAGUCUCCGGAGUCUCCGUGUGCUGGGCUGAGGCUCGUCUCCGCUGCCCGCCCCAGCCUGGAGUGCCCACCAUGGGGACGCCCAUCGGGAGGAAAGCAGGCCUGCUGAUGCUGGUAGCCGCGGCCCUAGUCUCCACCCCAGCUUGGAGCUCGGCCUGGGGAUCCCCAGCUACCUUUGGGCCUGUCUUUGAAGAGCAACCCCUCGGCCUGCUAUUCCCAGAGGAGUCCACAGAGGAGAAGGUGAUGCUGGCGUGCCGCGCACGGGCCAGCCCCCCGGCUACCUAUAGGUGGAAGAUGAACGGCACCGAGAUGAAGCUGGAGCCGGGCUCCCGCCAGCAGCUAGUCGGCGGCAACCUGGUCAUCAUGAACCCCAGCAAGGCCCAGGAUGCUGGCGUCUACCAGUGCCUGGCCUCCAACCCCGUGGGCACGGUCGUCAGCAGAGAGGCUGUCCUCCGCUUCGGCUUUUUGCAGGAAUUCUCCAAGGAGGAUCGAGACCCAGUGAAGACCCACGAAGGCUGGGGGGUGAUGCUGCCCUGCAACCCGCCCGCCCACUACCCAGGCUUGUCCUACCGCUGGCUCCUCAAUGAGUUCCCCAACUUCAUCCCGACGGAUGGGCGGCACUUCGUGUCCCAGACCACAGGGAACCUGUACAUCGCACGGACCAACGCCUCAGACCUGGGCAACUACUCCUGCCUGGCCACCAGCCACAUGGACUUCUCCACCAAGAGCGUCUUCAGCAAGUUCGCUCAGCUCAACCUGGCUGCAGAAGACACCAGGCUCUUUGCUCCCAGCAUCAAGGCCAGGUUCCCGGCAGAGACCUACGCCCUGGUCGGACAGCAGGUCACCCUGGAGUGCUUCGCCUUCGGGAACCCGGUCCCCAGGAUCAAAUGGCGCAAAGUGGACGGCUCCCUGUCCCCGCAGUGGGCCACGGCCGAGCCCACCCUGCAGAUCCCCAGCGUGGGCUUCGAGGACGAGGGCACCUACGAGUGUGAGGCGGAGAACGCCAAGGGCCGCGACACCGUCCAGGGCCGCAUCAUCGUGCAGGCUCAGCCCGAGUGGCUCCGGGUGAUCUCCGACAGGGAGGCUGACAUCGGUUCGGAUCUCCACUGGGCGUGCGCCGCCGCCGGCAAGCCCCGGCCCGCAGUGCGCUGGCUGCGGAACGGGGAGCCUCUGACCUCCCAGGCCCGGGUAGAAGUGCUGGCCGGGGACUUGCGGUUCUCCAAGCUGAGCCUGGAGGACUCAGGCAUGUACCAGUGCGUGGCGGAGAACAAGCACGGUACCAUCUACGCCAGCGCCGAGCUGGCGGUGCAAGCGCUUGCCCCCGACUUCAGGCUGAACCCUGUAAGGCGUCUGAUCCCUGCAGCCCGAGGAGGAGAGGUCGUGAUCCCCUGCCAGCCCCGGGCCGCUCCUAAGGCAGUGGUGCUCUGGAGCAAAGGCACUGAAAUUUUGGUCAACAGCAGCAGAGUGACUGUGACUCCAGAUGGCACCUUGAUCAUUAGAAACGUCAGUCGGUCCGAUGAAGGCAAAUACACCUGCUUUGCUGAGAACUUCAUGGGGAAAGCCAACAGCACGGGCACCCUGUCUGUGCGAGAUGCAACCAAAAUCACGCUAGCCCCCUCGAGCGCCGACAUCAACCUAGGUGACAACCUGACCCUGCAAUGCCAUGCCUCCCACGACCCCACCAUGGACCUCACCUUCGUCUGGACCCUGGACGACUUCCCCAUCGACUCUGACAAGCCUGGGGGUCACUACCGAAGGGUCAGCGUGAAGGAGACAGUUGGGGAUCUGACCAUCCUGAAUGCCCAGCUGCGCCAUGGCGGGAAGUACACGUGCACGGCCCAGACAGUGGUGGACAGCGCGUCUAAGGAGGCCACGGUCCUGGUCCGAGGUCCGCCAGGUGCCCCAGGAGGCGUGGUGGUGAGAGACAUCGGCGACACCUCUGUCCAGCUCAGCUGGAGCCGUGGCUUUGACAACCAUAGCCCCAUCGCCAAGUACACCCUGCAAGCUCGCACUCUGCCUUCAGGGAAGUGGAAGCAGGUUCGGACUAAUCCCGCCAACAUCGAGGGAAACGCCGAGACUGCCCAGGUGCUGGGCCUCACACCCUGGACGGACUACGAGUUCCGGGUCUUAGCCAGCAACAUCCUGGGCACUGGGGAGCCCAGUGGACCCUCCAGCAAAAUCCAGACCAAGGAAGCAGCCCCCUCGGUAGCCCCGUCGGGUCUCAGCGGAGGCGGUGGAGCGCCGGGAGAGCUCACCGUGACCUGGACGCCCAUGUCCCGGGAGUACCAGCACGGAGGCGGCUUCGGCUACCUGGUGUCCUUCCGCAGGCAGGGCGGCACCAGCUGGCAGACCGCGAGGGUGCCCGGCGCCGACGCCCAGUACUUCGUCUACAGCAACGACAGCGUCCGGCCCUACACGCCCUUUGAGGUCAAGAUCCGCAGCUACAACCGCCGCGGGGACGGGCCCGAGAGCCUCGUGGCCGUCGUGUACUCAGCCGAGGAAGAGCCCAGGGUGGCCCCUCCCAAGGUCUGGGCCAAAGGGGUCUCGUCCUCGGAGAUGAACGUGAGCUGGGAACCCGUGCAGCAGGACAUGAACGGUAUCCUCCUGGGGUACGAGAUCCGCUACUGGAAGGCUGGCGACAAAGCAGCGGCCGCUGACCGAGUGAGGACAGCAGGGCUGGACAGCAGCGCCCUGGUCACGGGCCUGCACCCUAACACCAAGUACCACGUGACCGUGCGGGCCUACAACCGGGCCGGCACCGGGCCCGCCAGCCCCUCUGCCAACGCCACCACCAUGAAGCCGCCUCCACGGCGACCCCCAGGCAACAUCUCCUGGACUUUCUCGAGCUCCAGUCUGAGUAUCAAGUGGGACCCUGUAGUCCCGCUGAGUAAUGAGUCUGCAGUCACAGGCUACAAGAUGCUGUACCAGAACGACCUACACCCGACUCCCACGCUGCACCUCACCAGCAAGAACCGGAUAGAAAUCACAGUUCCCGAGGACAUCGGCCACGCGCUGGUGCAGAUUCGGACCACAGGGCCAGGAGGCGACGGGGUCCCGGCAGAGGUUCACAUCGUGCGGAAUGGAGGCACCAGCAUGAUGGUGGAGAACUCCGCAGUCUGUCCAGCCCCGCAUCUGGACACCGCCCUCACCCACUCCGUGGCAGCGCUGGUCCUCUUAGGCUACCUGCAGCUCUGAUCUCGGCACCCUGCCUCCCUGCCACAGCUGGGCGCCCACCUCGACGGACAACCGGCUGGCCCCAGUCCCUUCCCGAUGCCAAGGUGGUCCAGCACUGUGCCUGAGAACGGCUGGUUUCAAACACUGACUUUAUUACAGAGCCCUUUUCGUAGGAGGUAGGAUAUGUCAUAUUCUGCCACAGGAUAGAACCCAUGCAAGCAUUUUUUUUUUAAUCGAGAGGCACCAGGCAGUAGCUUCCAUGAUGACACUGAACCCUAUGCCUGGGCCCUCUAGGGUGCCUGCAUGGAAGGCAGGAAGAAGGGGGUUAAACGUGUAUCUGUGUAUCAGCGGAGAUGGCACUCUGGGACUGCAUAUGGACUCUGGCCCAGACGGCAGAAUCCUCAGCCCAGGAACAAUGGACGGGAAUGGGCUGACGUGGGACAAAGCACCCACAGCAGCGUCACUCAGUCUAAGGAGCAGUCCCGACCUGAAGACCUGGGACUCUUCUCCUUUCUCCUCUGGCAAGGCAGCAUGGCUGGGCCCUGACACUGUCCUCGAGGACUCCCUGGAGGCCCCCACCACCCGCCCAGAUGGCUGAGACCCGUGUCCUGGUGUCAGGCCGGCAGCUGAGCCCCUGCCGCUCUGGGUGGCCGUGUUCCCGACUGCUGGGUGGGAAAGAGGCUGGGCCUCCUGCUGGAACGCUGCACCAGACUGGGCCUGAGGCGCAGUCACACCUUAGGUGACGUCACCCUCUUAGCCAGCACUGCCAACCCGACCUGUCGCCUCGAGUGACAGAAGCCACGACAGGUGGCUGGUGACUAAAGGGCUCGUCUUGGGGAAGUCCCCCACCACACCAAGACCCAUCCUGCGUGGUCCGUCCAGGGUCUGGGCAGGGCAGGACAGCCGUUGUGCCCCACCGGCUUCAUCCCGCGGAACGUGAUGUCAUCCCCUGUCUGCAGUCAGGCACCUUCCGAGAAGCCCAGAGGAUAAAGGCGGCCCUGCCCGCUCCCAGGAAGGCCCCGGGCCGUCGGGCGAGCCGACCCCCACGCGGCCUUGGGUGCUGUUCUGCAUUUCCCCCGAAGAUGAGGGCGCGAGUAAAGGGGGCCCCUGGCCUGCUCUCGGGGUGCGGUGCCAGUCCCGGCACAUCAGAGCUGGAAGAGGCUUAGACCUCAGCGUGCCCAGGCCCCUGCUCUACGGGGAGGAUGCGGAGACUGGGAGGAGGAGGGCCUGCUUCCGGUCACACAGCCCGCCAGGGCUGGGGCAGAAACGGCUCUCUUCUCCCACCGGCCCUAGGUCCUUUGUCUACCGAGGAAGGGGGCCAUGCUGAAUGGCCAUGACCUGGUUAAGAAGGUGAUCAAGAAGGGCAGAGUGGACUGUGAAAACCCUGCUUCAGGAGGUUCCGGUGGGUGACGGUGGGGUGAUUGGCAUGGCUGGCUUCCAGCCCACGGCAUGUGCAGACUGCCGGAGAUCCUGUCUUCCUUUGCCUCCUGAGCUGGCUUCUUCAGGGCCCUCAACACGCAGUGCUGGCUUGGACCCCCCUGUGCCCCUUACCCUUGCUUCAAGAGGCCAAAGCAAGGGCAGGGAUUCCCCAAAUGCAGGCAUCAGUGGAGGCAUGACCAGGAGAUUCCAAAGCCUGUGUUGUGACAGGUGACCCUUCGCAUAUGGGUCAGCAGGACAGGCGUCGCAGGGGACGGGCCCUGAGCCUGGUUUCUGUCGUUUACAGUCAGAGCUCUAUUUUGUUAUGGUUUUUAACAUUUUUAAGCCCUGCUCUAUUUUACUGGGCAGGUUUGUGUUGAUGUUUACCCACUACAGUUUUUUAACAGUGUCAGCUCACAUGCCUUCUCUGUGCCACCACAGCACCCACCGCCCUGUCCCCGGCCCGGGGCACUGCCCCCCGGGCCCUCCGAUCAGACCCUCCUGCCUGCCCCUGUCCGUCAUCCCCACGCGGUGCCGGGGGCUGAGGUCCGUGCCCGCCCUGCCACUGCAGAGACCCGAAUCUGGCCUGGCGCCCAGCCUGGUCCUGCAUGGCUGUGAGGCGGCCUGUACCCCGCUCUUGGAAAGGGGGAUCUCAAAGAAGGACACCUCCUUCCAAGGUCUCGCUGACUCUUUCUUCGUUGCCUUAACUGUGGCAGAAGCAGAGGGCCAGGUGUCCAGACACCGGCCACGGGGGCUGCAGCUGCGGCCCUGGGCUUGCUUGAAGCCAGAGACACAACCGAGAGUCUUAGUUCUGGGGGGGAGACCGACCCUCUGGGAAACCCAGGAAGGAUUUUUUAUGAGUAACUAGGAAAACUCAGCCUCAGGAACACCUCAGCCCUGUGUAGGGAGGACUCACUUGGGGGGACUCAGAAAAGACAGAAACAGACGUUCCUGCAGGCCGAGAGCCGACUCAGACCGCAGGGGAUGGCAGGUGACCCGAGGGCGCACAGGCGUGGGAAGCAGAACGGCCUCUUGGGGCGGUGGCCGCACGGGAGCGUGCAUGCAGGCGGAAGGCGAGAUGGGGCAUCGUCUGAGCCCCUCUCUGCCCGAGGCCGGCCUGCCACCACCUCCGCCGAGGUGGGCCGAGGCUCACAACGCGACCCGGGAUCCGUCCCUUCAUGUGCCGAGCCCCGGCCGGCAACCAAGGCUCAGUGGCCAGAGAGCGCCUGAGCACCCAGGGCAGAGCCUGCCCCAGGGCCCGGGAGACGGCUCUGCGCACGCCGGGCUCGGCCAGGGGGGCCCCUGCCCCCGUCCUGGCUCCACCCUGCUCUUUGCCCCACAGCCCCGACGGUACCUCAGCCGGACAGCCCUCUCCAGGCACAGCCUCAGGGCCCAGCGGUGCCAGGGAACAGGAAGGCCGUGGGCCAGGGGCUCUUUUCUAUGAAACGACAGCAGAGUCGUCAGAGAAGACGUCUGCAAGGAGACCUUUCCUAGGGGGCUGUGAGGAAUUCUGACAGCUGUGUCUUGGGGUCUGGGUUAGGUGAUCACUGGAGGGGAUGCUCUAAGUGCCCUUCAGGACUGGCAUUCUUGGAAUCAAAACGUGCUCAGCACAGAAGUCUUGGCACUCCUGUCCGCACUGCGGGGGAGUGACUGCAGUCACCGUCAUUUGCGGGGGGAGGCACACCCCAGGCAUUCUCUGCCCAGCACUGCCUCUUGGCAGUCCCAGGAGUGGUCUGGUCUCCUCUGGGCAAGAGCCCGAGCUGACUCCAGAAUGUUUCACCCCCUCGAGUCUUCCCCGCUGGAGGACUCUGUGCUCGUCCUGUGACCGCCUGCUGGCUCCUCUAUAUGGAGGGACAGCACGGUGCUCCUGCCUGCGUUUGCGGCACAGGGGUGGCGCCCUCUUUCCCUGGCUCAGGUCAGACCAGGCUUCAUCCUGGAGACGAGCGAGGUGGCCGGAGAGGCCCCUGGAGCGGCACAAGGGGUCCGACGGGCACUUAAGGAACUUCAUGGAGAGCUCCACAGAGAGGUGCCCGGGAGCCAGCUACAUGUAUAGGCUUUGGGAAGGCAGGACAAUAAAAGGAAAAUGAAGAGGGAAAAAGAUGGGUCAGAUAGCCUGCCCCAGUCCUAGGAAGCCUCAUGCCCUCAGACGGGGUCCACCCUGCUUUGACCCUGACUCCAGCCGACACACCCCCUUGCAGGGUCUGCAUAGCUUAGAAAAGCUCCAAGGGCAAGGGUUGGGGCCUCAUCGGGCCGCUGUUAACUCGGCUUUUGUUAAAACGGACCCGCUCCCACUGAUCUGUUAUUACCUGUCUCUCUCACACUUCUUGUAAUAGUAGUUAUUUAUUGACUCUGGUAGCAGGCAGUUCUUAAAUAAAGAUGGUUUCUCAACCUGGG